Rhodotorula toruloides NP11 is the source of this 2442-nucleotide messenger RNA. Its product is annotated as Armadillo repeat containing protein. NCBI's taxonomy places the organism in Eukaryota, Fungi, Basidiomycota, Microbotryomycetes, Sporidiobolales, Sporidiobolaceae. The coding region runs from base 1 to 2442 and encodes 813 amino acids. Gene Ontology annotation, biological process: proteasome-mediated ubiquitin-dependent protein catabolic process. The transcript is spliced from 12 exons. Gene Ontology annotation, cellular component: GID complex. The record is from RefSeq and is a predicted model, not a curated record. Gene Ontology annotation, molecular function: protein binding.
AUGACUGUUUCGCUUCCAGCACGCUCUUUGGCUAUCCCGCUCGAUGCUGCGCCGACCGAACAACUCGCCCACCUCUCUCGCUUGAAGCGCUCCGUCGUCGGGACUCAGGCGGCAAAGGCGGCCGCUCUGCAGGCUAGCGGCGUGGACAGCCUGGUCGCCCUCCUCCAGCCUCGCCCCGAAUCCGACGUCGAAGCCUCUCUCGCCGUCAGUUCUGAGGCAGCCAACGUCCUGGCGGCCCUGUCGAUUCCCACCAUCGACGCCGUCUCGACCCUCCUCGCGGCUCACGCCCAUCAAGCCGUCUGCAAAUCCCUUCCCUUCAUUGCCUCUCUCGACACGACAGACGAGGGCUUUCUUCCUUCUCGCUACAAAGUCGUCGAGUCGCAUCUGCGCGCGCUGAAGGCGCUCUAUACCGACCUGGUCAAGGUCGUCGGUCCACGACAAUGGGGCACGGAUGUUAUCGGCGCUUCGAUUGACGUUGCCGAAAGACAAGACGCCGAGUCAAUGUGGAAGCAGGAGGAUGUGCGGAAGAUGCGGGCGAGCAGGGGAAAGGGCAAGGGCAAAGGUCGGGAAGACGAGACGAUGAGCGAGGCGGACAGCGACGCGGGACUUGCGGGACUCUUGUCACAGGCUCGAGCCGCGCUUGACGUGGUUUAUCGCAUGGAGACGGAUACUGCUGCUCCAUCGGUCGCCUCGUCCAGCAUCGCUUCUCUCCCUUCGACCAGACACACUCGCUCGCCAGUCCUCGACACCCUCCUCGACCUCCUCAUCCGUUCAUCCGAGGAGGACACGCAUCCCGCCAUCCCUUCGGUACCUCAGCGAAUGCGCAUCGCCGAAUUCGUCUGCAACUUCUUCUCCGGCACCGUGCGGUGGCCGCACCAGCGACGGGCGGUGACGAGCGGCGAGAAGGGCAAGGAGGCGCUGGCUGCGUUACGGAGACUGGCGGAUAAGGGGACUGACAAGGUUCGCGAGGCUGCUCUGAACGCGAUCACGGCGCUCAUCCGCGACUCAGGCGACUCGAUGCUCACGCUCCUCAACUUGGGCCAAGGCGAGACCCUCCGCACCCGCCGCCUCCCCUUCACCUCGCUCUGCCAGUCUCCCGUCCCUCCCGUCCGCCUUGCUGCCGCCACUCUCUGCGCCGUCCUCGGCAAGCUCCUCUACCCUCCGCCGGCGUUGCACAUACCCGACGGCGAGCUCGGCACGCCCGCGACGAACGUCUUGCUUAGCUUGAUCGAGCAAGAACCGACGCUGCGAGCGCGCGCUGCAUUCGCCUUCGCCUACCUCGUUGCGGACGAGCUGCCGUUGCAGAAGCGAGCGCUCGCCGCACGAUGUUUUCAGAUCUUUAAGACCGUCCUCGACCAGCCUUUGCUACUGGAUCAGCCAUACCCGACGCCCGCCGCGCUCGAAGAAGACGGCCGGAUGCGCGAGGGCAUCCUCCUCUGCAUCGCUUCCAUGACCGCGAUCUCCGAAGAGCAGCGUCGCCUAAUGCUGCAAGCGCACCUCCUCGCACCGGUCCUCUCCUCCCUCUCUCACCCCUUCAGCACCGUUCGCGCCGCAGGAUGCCACUGUAUCCGCGCGCUCUCCCGGAGCGUGAACGUCUUGCGUACAGAUCUGGUUGAGAGUCAUGCGGAAGGACCGCUGGUGGCGUUGUUGAGGGAGGACGAGAAUGAGGUUGUCAAGGUUACGGCUAUGGCGGCCUUUGCGAAUUUGCUGCUCGACUUCUCGCCCAUGCGCAGUGUCCUGGUCGACGCCGGCUGCGUCCCGAGGAUGUGCCAGCUCGCCGUCAAGUCGUCAAACGAAGCGCUCCGCCUCAACGCGAUGUGGGCGAUCAAGAACGCGACGUAUCAAAGCAAUGCCGACUUCAAGCAGUGUGUCCUCGCCUGCUUGACGUGGGACGACCUCGCCUCCCUCCUCUCCCCCUCCUCUCCCCGACCAAUAGUCGAACAAGCCCUCGGCAUCCUGCGUAACAUCACCUGCGUCACAAACAACGAAGCGAUCACGGGACUCGGAAGGGACGAGAUGGGCGAGGAGAGGUUGUUGGGAUUGUUGGAGGCGUGGGUUGCGGGCGGUUCGACGAUGGCGAGAGGCGGAGGGGAGGAGGGAGGAGAGGUGGUCGUGCUGGCCAUCUACUGCCUCAACAACAUUGCAACGGCGCAUGAGGCGGCUCAGCUCGCCAUCGCCUCGCGGACAAGCCUCCUGCGACACGUCCUCGGCUACCUUGACUCUCGCUCGCUCGAGCUGCGCGUCGCCUCGCUCUGGCUGCUGCACAACCUCGUCUACCGCCGCUCGCUCUCGUCGUCGUCCUCGCUCGCCGCACGACGCCCGCACGAGAUCCUCGACAAGCUGCGCGCGAUGGGACUCGAGGCCAAGUUAAGGAUGCUCGAGCGGGAUCCGGAGCUGGAUGUCAGGGAGCGCGUGAGGGAUCUCAGGGAGAUGCUCGGGUGA